Molecule: messenger RNA, 1971 nt
Organism: Fusarium vanettenii 77-13-4
Lineage: Eukaryota; Fungi; Ascomycota; Sordariomycetes; Hypocreales; Nectriaceae
Exons: 1
Coding region: 1-1971 (656 amino acids)
Cellular component (GO): nucleus; cytoplasm
Molecular function (GO): protein binding
Source: RefSeq, a predicted model, not a curated record
AUGGAGCCUAGCAGAACUGAAGAUGAGUUCUCUACACCUUCUAAGGACCCCAAGUAUCAAGCGCACGCCUUUAUUCGUGAAGGCAAAUUGGAUCUCCUCAGAGACUUCCUUGACAAGUCACCCGACUCCGUCCACGCACCAUCCUUCUCCGGCACCUUCUUAGCCGUCGCCAUUGGGUGCAACAACGUCGAAGCCACUCGAAUCUUGCUGGAUACCGGGGCAAGCCCUCUGGAGAAUGAAUGGUUCGGCAACUGUUUCUACACUUCGCUGGAAUUUGCGGCAGCCCAUGGUAACCGGGACAUCUGGCGACUUCUACUGGAUCGACUUAAGACAAUGACCCCAUCCGGUAUUGUGGUCCACGGCCACAAUGAGCAGGAGCUUGUUGAUAUGUCUUUUGUUCAGGCAGCUAUCUUUGGACAUGUUGGCAUAGUGGCCGAGUAUUUGGACGCUGUGGAGUGGGCUUGGAGUCACGGUAUUCUCAACCGUGUUCUUGCAUGUGCUGCCGCAAGGUGGCAUGCAGAGAUCGUCGACCUGCUCCUUGGUAAAGUUCAGUACGAUAAGAGCACCCUGGAGACGGUUCUGGAGGUUUCCAUGAAUGAUCGCAUCAAUGUGCCGGAUGUGAUAGGUCGUCGUGUUCUGUACGUCCAAUCCGACUGGGAGAAACACUACCACAUGAUAUCACGCUUGAUUGACGCCAGCGGUAUCAACUUGCUCCUGAAAAGCUCUGCUCUUCUGAGUCGAGCCGUUGAAGGCAUUGAAAAGCAAGGCGGGCUGAGGGCUCUUCUCGAAAAAGGGGCUGACCCGAAUACACAGUGGGAAGACGGAUAUACUGCCCUGCAUCUGCUUGCUUUCCCCAUCAGCAUGGACCCUGGGAUACGGAGGCAACGGCAUAAUUUGCUGGAUCCUCUCUGCGGGCAUGAGACGCAUGAAGUUGGGAUUCGCCUUCUAAUUAAACACGGCGCCUCGAUCACAAUCAGAGAUGACGAGAGAGCUAUGGCAUCGCACUUGGCCGCAGAAGGCUUGGAUACAGCAACUUUCCUUCGCUAUUACUUACCAAGCCAGCCGGCCCUGUCACAGACAAACGUGUACGGAGAGUCACUUCUUCAUUAUGCAGCUGCGGGUGGAAAGUACGAAACGCUCAAAUAUCUACUAUCUGGUAGUCAUGGCUUCAACAUAAACUCUGCCAAUAGCACGGGAUGGACGCCUCUCAUCUGCGCGCUAGCACCAAACUCGCGAGUCUAUAAAACAGAACAUGCAGCUAUCAACUCUGCGCGUCUUCUCCUUUCUCUUGGGGCUGAUCCUACGGCUACAACUGCUGAGGGAUGGACUAUCUGGCAUGUCCUCGGAAGCUAUCAAGACAGGACCGAGAUGAGCCCAGUCAACAAUCGAACGACCGACGAUGAGCCAGAACUUUGUGAGGAGGAGUUUGAGGAGGACCAAGUAUUCUUGGAGGAACCUUGGGUCAGCAUGUCGGACCCAGAGUUCCAAGCAAGACAUGGGGCAUUGGACCGCGAUUCUAGGGCUACAGAUCUCGCUCGCGAACUCCUGAAUGGGCCUUUGAACCCUCUUCCGUCUAUUACAAACCCAGCGCGAGUCUACUCCAGUGAGGUUCCUCACAAGAGAAAUCCUUGCCACAAAGCUGCCUGGGGUGGAAGAUUGGGCAAGGAUAUUCUUCGGCCUGCCGACCGUGACUCGGGGCCUCUUUCGCAAGGAGGCCUCGGCGACACCGAGCCUACGCGUGCCAAGCAUGGACAUACGCCGCUUCAUUGGGCUGCUGAGCAUGGAGCUGCAGGCGUGGCAAGGUUGCUUUGCGAAGCUGGAGCGGAUAAAGGGGCUCGGGACAGUGAGGGCAUGACACCAUGGGACCUUGCUGAUCGAAGCAGGAUCAUCGGUGACGCUAAACUGCGUGCUGCCACAAAAAGCGCAGUCGGUUUGUCACGUACAGAAUCGGAAGGAUGUGUGGCUCCAUAG